AUGUUUAGCUCGCGGAGUUGGCUGUCACUCAACGGAUUACUGUUGUUGUGCUUAACAACUUUUGCAUAUUAUACAGAUGCUCAAGAAUUGAAUGGCCCUGUCAUAAUCCCCUCAGAAAAUGAAAUAACCUUACAAAAAGGACAAAAUUUCACUAUACUAUGUAGAUCUAACCGCCCGGUCCAAAUUAAACAACAGGAAAUACCUGAGGAAGUAGUUGAAACUUUUAGUAUGGUCCUGAGAAACGAAACGCGCUCUGACUCAAAAUAUAAGUAUGAGACUGCUUUAGACCUGAUAAAUGUGGAUCAGUUAGCAGUAGGUUACUAUGCCUGUUUCGAUGACACUCUUAACGCGACUGACGUUCUAACAAACUUAAGAGAAGAACCUAGCAACACCGAACACGCAUCAUACAUAUAUAUUUACGUGGAUGGGACAAAUAAUAUAUUCGCACCAAUGAGGGAGAUUGUACUGUCUAGAGGCAACUCAAAAGUUGUAAUUGAAUGCAAACCUACCACACCCGAUGUUAUUGUUACGUUGAUGGGGCUGCAGAGUAACAAGACGCCAGAUUACUAUAAGUAUUCCCCAAAGAUUGGAUUUUUAAUGAAAAUCAAAGAGCCCAGUUAUAAAUGCAUUGGACAGCGCGACAAACAAACAUUUUGGAAGUUUAUCCUCACUAAUAACGACGUUCAACCUCCUACACCGAGUAUAACAGGAGACUCCGCGUUUUUCCUGAAAGGUGAAACUUUUUCUCUAAACUGUACAGUCACUUAUCAGGCCAACACUGCUGUUGUUCUCAAAUGGGAUACACCGAAAGGCUUUACAGAUAAUGUUAUAAAUGAAACGAAUGAACGAGAAAUAACAGGAGGAUUUUUGUAUAACAAUAUUACCAUUGUGAAUGCGACUGAGGAAAACGCUGGAAGCUAUAUAUGUGUAUCGAUAAAUAGGAACGGAGAGCGCGAGAAGGUUUUUAGGAAAAUAUAUAAAGGCACAGAAGGUUUUAUAAAUCUUACAAAAGGAAACCCCGUGAAUCCAUUAGAAACAUGGCAGGGUAUGAUAAAGCUACACGUGAAAGUCACAGAUUAUCCACCAGCUGAUUUUGCUGUAAUUCGCGAUGGUGUCGAAUUGCCAACCGACACCACAAAGUAUUAUUUGAGCAUCAACCGAGGCAGCGUUGACUUUUCCAUUUACGACCUAAAUAUUAACGAUACAGGAAAUUACACUAUUGUCGCCCAGAACGAUUAUGUUAUAAAGAAUGUAACGUACGACCUGCGACCGAAAGCUUUGCCAACGAUACAUUUUGGACGAAACGUGGACAAAAAGUACUUGAUUGACCAAGUCGCGACGUUGGAAUGUCAGGCUAUCGGUUACCCUCAACCGACUAUAGAUUGGGUAUUCACUAACGAAAUUGGUCAGGAGAAAGCACUAAAGGCCCAGAUGAUAUCCGAAUCAAUAAUAAAAACAACAUCCAGACUACAAAUACCAGUUCGCACGUCUGGUAACGUAACGUGCCACGCCACGAACAGCAUGGGCCACGUAUCUGAAUCUAGAAGGUUUCUGGCAUACGAUAUCCCAGGUGGAUUUGGCGUAAAAGACAGCGAAAACGGGAGGUUCUCGGAGAAUCAGAGAGUUGUGUUGCAAUGCUAUGCGUCUAAGUAUGACUUCUAUAAUGUCACUUGGAUUACAGCGGAAGGCGAAUGGUUGGAUGACGCAAAUUUAAUACACACAAAAUUUUCAUUAGUCUCCCAGUUGAUAUUUGAUAAAAUAUCUCUGAACGAUGCUGGGAAUUACACAUGCGUUGGAUUUAGGAUGGACGACACAGAGGAAACUUAUAUGAUACCUGUGUCUGUAAUUGAACAACGAUUACCGGAAAUACUGUUUCCGGAAGUAAGUGAAAAGCAAGUUGAAGUUAAUCCUUACCAACCAGUGCAACUAACCUGUCAGGCUGACGCGGUGCCUCCGCCCAAAAUCGUCUGGUAUAAGGACGGGAUGCCGGUAGAAAAUGACACAAAUGUGGCCAUCUUACCAAUCAGCUUAAGUUUUACAACUUUAAACUCGACAGUCGAUAUUAAAAGAAUGAUGCAAGAUAACGCGGGAAAAUAUGAAUGCAUUGUUAUCAGUGGUGAUGAAAAAAUAAGCAAAUAUUACAACUUAUUUAUAAAAGAAACACCGACUUACAAAGGCUUGUUAAGCGGUGUGGGAGUUGUGGUAUUUCUCCUUAUUAUCUUAGUAGCCUACUUGGUGUGGAGAAUACGUAAGAUGAAGCAGUUCAAGAGAGAGCUAGCAGCAGCUGGGUUGCUGUACUUCAAGGAAGGUGUACCGAAAUCUAUCAAUCCAGACCUUGGAAUAGACGAACAAGCUGAAUUACUGCCGUAUGAUGAAAAAUUUGAAUUCCCAGCGGAGAAGCUUAAAAUUGGCAAGCAGCUUGGAGCAGGAGCUUUCGGAGUUGUAUAUAAAGCUGAUGCUAGAGGAAUAGUCAACGCAGAAGAAUCAACUACAGUCGCUGUGAAAAUGGUGAAGAAGACCGCCGACAAUAUGUACAUAAAAGCAUUAGCUUCUGAACUAAAGAUCAUGGUGCACUUGGGAAAACAUAUUAACAUCGUCAACUUGUUGGGUGCUUGCACGAAAAACGCUGGAAAGAGGGAAUUAAUAGUAAUUGUUGAGUACUGUAAGUUCGGUAACAUUCACAAUUAUUUAAUACGUCAUCGGGAGGUCUUUAUUGAUCAACUAACGGAUGAUAAAGAGAAGAAUCUCGGAAAAGUCAACAAAGCGUUUUCCUACAGCAUCCCCAGUAGCGGCAUGCAUUCCGACUACUACGGAUCUAAUCAAACUCAGGCGACGGAACGUACAAGUCUCAACUCGACAAAUACGAAUAGAUCGGGGCGAAAAGUUUCAGAAACUGGAUACGUGCAGCCAGAGUGGAGGUCAAAUUACGAAUGUGAUUCCCUGUAUGAAGGUCGAAAACCACGACCACUUACCUCACGGGACCUUCUCGCCUGGGCUUUCCAAAUUGCGAGAGGAAUGGAAUACCUUGCUAGUAGAAAGGUUUUACACGGUGACUUAGCAGCAAGAAAUGUUUUACUGGCCGAAGACAAUGUUGUAAAAAUUUGUGACUUUGGUCUAGCGCGAAGCAUUUACAAAAACGACGAAUAUCAGAAGAAGGAAAAUAGUCCGUUGCCGGUGAAGUGGCUGGCAAUAGAAUGUAUGAUGGACCGAAUAUUCUCAACGCAAUCAGACAUUUGGUCCUUUGGAAUCGUAUUAUGGGAGCUGUUUUCUCUCGCUCAGACACCUUAUCCAAACAUCAGCCCGACAAACUUGCUAAAGUGGCUCUCAGAGGGCCAUCGUUUGGAAAAACCUGCUUACGCAGACGACAGACUUUAUGAUGUGAUGCUGAAGUGUUGGGAGCAGAAACCUACAGCGCGACCUUCCUUUUCCGAGCUGCAGCAAAUGUUAGGAACUUUCCUUGAAGAUAACGUUAGAAAUCAUUACGUUGAUCUGAACGCAGCGUAUACUGACUUAAAUAUAAAAGUAGAUGGACAACAAGAUUACUUAGCGAUGGUCUCCGCUCCGGACUACAAUAAUAUAGUAACGCCUAGUCCCCAUCAUUAUACAAAUGAUGCAAAUCAAUUUUUUCCGGUAACUACGCCGAAUCAAUUGGCUCACGACGACGAAGGGUACUUACAAAUGAGUCCACAAAAUCAACACAUAUUCAGUCCACGUUGUCCAAGCACCAAAUUUGAUUUUGACGCUCGUAAAUUGAACGCUAAAAUACCCGAUGUCAACGGUCACGGGUCAGACUUGCCCGAGGAGAGGACCCCGAUGCUUACCCUCAAUAAUCUACCUGGCAGGACAGGUUCCGAAUCUGACCAUGACGGAAGCCACUCCUCCUACCUUAACAUGCGCCCCCGAAUAGACGAAGAACCCGAUGAAGUCUUUGAAGCCAAAGAUUACAACAAGAAUACGAAAAAUAUUGCAGCGUCUAAUCCGACCUACAUUAUGUUUGAUAUAGAUAAGAAACCUCUCAAGAAUUCCAAUAAUUAUAUUAAUUGCGUGCCCAAUGGUCUAGUCAAAUAA
Molecule: messenger RNA, 4068 nt
Organism: Leptosia nina
Lineage: Eukaryota; Metazoa; Arthropoda; Insecta; Lepidoptera; Pieridae
Source: the annotation of a GenBank genome assembly